This is a messenger RNA of Paramisgurnus dabryanus, 1290 nucleotides long. RefSeq lists its product as uncharacterized. Lineage: Eukaryota; Metazoa; Chordata; Actinopteri; Cypriniformes; Cobitidae. The record is from RefSeq and is a predicted model, not a curated record.
UUCUGUAACCUUACCUGCGUAGCUGAUCUGCCUAAAGACAAGGUGACACUGAAGGUCAUUUUCACCUGUCCAGAUACACUGUCAGACUCCAGUUUAGACACUGCAAUUUUAGGUGAAUCGUCAUCUACAUCAACUUCUUCACCCAGCAUCCAUUCAGAGUUAUCUGUCGCCCGUUCGCAUCCAUGGCCAACAUCCUUUCCCAUCCCUGUUUUUACUUAUGAUGUGGAGCUGAGGCUAAGACAAGGUAAUGAGGCAUUUCGAAAGGAUGGAACACUUCUGUCAAUUCCCAGAGACAUGAAGAUUGAAAUUCUUGAGAAACUUGCAGAAAAUAUAUACUCAUACAAAGCCUAUCCUGGGAAUGAAGAGAUUGAGAGUGUAGCGGCUGCAUUAAUUGAAAAACACCCCUGUCUCAAAGAGCCAAGCUCCACAUCUGGGUGGUAUGGGUGGAAAAUUAGUUUGAAGUUUAAAAUGGGCAACUACAGGCAAAAGCUGAGAGAUGCUGGUUGUCAGGAACUGAAAGUGAAUUGUGAAAGGAGAGGUCUUGGGGAGACCAGAGGAAAGAGAAACAAAGUCAAGAAACCAAGACGAUGUGAAACUAAUUUUCUACCAGAUCUACCUCAGGGCAAAGACCGGGAAAGUCUAGAAAAGGAAAGAGAGCAAAUGGCUGUGGAGAUGACGAAGAGGACUCCAGACAUCACAAUUGUUGAUGCUGCUAUGAGCAGCACGUAUUCUUUGAGAAGACAAGAAGUCGUUGAUGAGGAGCCACCAGUGUCACAAAUGAAAAUCCGAUGGCCAGCAAUUUUCACGGAAAGACAGAUCAGCAAAGAAUUCACCAGGCUUGUGUCAAAGGACCUGAGCAAGUCCUUUUUGGAAGGCUUAGAUGGCCAUCUCUCGAAGCUGAUACAGUUAUUUCGGUCAAAGCGUUAUGAGGACGUUCCAGAAAUGACUUCCAUACUGGAGAGCCUUGAUAAGAAUCCCAGUGACCGUGAUGAGGAUGUGAUCAAGGGCAUGGUGAUCGGAAUCCUAGUGGUUGUGGAAAAUGUGAUGGAGCCUCUCCCAGAAUUCUACAAUGAUGUUGCCCUGGUGAUUGAGGAAGAAGUGGUGAUGCGUCACCUGAGUGACAUACCUAAUGCUUUUCUGAACCUGAUGGGCCUGGUGUACGCAUUAAACCUUGACUACCCAAAGGAAUUAAAAUUCACUUUUGAAGUGAUACAGCGCCUGUUCAUUGGAGUUGGAUCAGAGUCUUGCACCGCAAGAGUUCACUCUUUGAAGAGCAAGUUGCUGAGAUAA